CGUCGUCAGCUGCCGUAAAAAAAACAGCGAAGAAGAAGAACAGCAGCCAACAUGGCGGCUUCCACGGGACAAAACGGGAAAUCUGUUUCUGCUCCGGAUUCGGAUCUUUUACUGCACCCUGAGUUGCUGUCUCGGGAUUUUAUCCAGCUCAUUUUAAGCGAGAAAAACGUCAUCACCGGAGACUGUGGGAGCAGAGAGCGGCUCACAGAGCUGUACCUCCGGCAUGUCAUCCCGCUGCCACAGAGGACUUUACCCGACAACCGCUGGGGGAGGAGGAUGGAGAGGAGCCGGGGAAGGCAGACAGCUGCCGGUCACAGCUCCAGUAACGACCACAGUAGGAAAAGGCCUCUGAUCGUCUUUGAUGGGACGUCUUCUCACUCUGGGCCCCUAAAAGUGAAGAAACCAGAAGGAACCGUGGCGUCAGCAGGAAUCCCUGACAGGUUAAAGCCUCCUCCAGCUGCACAUCUGUCCAACCCCAUCCGCAAGCUGUCAGGCAACACUUCUUCUUCUUCUUCUUCUUCUUCUUCCUCGUCUGUUCAUCGUAGCUCUGACACGACAAACCUCAAACGAGAAGCAAACGCCUCGGAUGCACUGAAGUCUCCAGAAGUAAAGAAAAAGAUCCAGCGUGUGACAUGGCCCUGACCUCUGACUCCUCUUCAUGCUCUGAUGGAUGCUUCACUCCUCUUCCUGGCCCUGACCUUCUGGUAUCCUCUACCUGUCACCAUUUUCCCAGUAGCUGAUUCACAGAAAGAGGUGGAAGUCUGUUUAGCUGCGUGUCAAAGCCGCCUCACUUCUCCGGUUCAGUUCUGAGAACAGACGCUGUGGAGAUGAUGCUCAGGAGUUCAUCCUUCUCAUAACGUCAUGAGCUUCCUUGUUGCUGUCUGGAGCCUGAAGUGCCCUUACCAUCACUGAUCAGCAGCUCACUCCAGCACACGGAGACCUUCCAGAGGACGACUCCAACGACGUGAUGUUUCCAGAGUUAUGGCUGUUAAUGAAGGGCCUCAGCUGGGUUUUGUUUUUCUGAAACAGAUGUGAAGGAAUCUCAUGCUGUGGUAGUGGAGGACGUGCAGAAGAGGCACUUCUGUUUCUCUGGUGUUUUGUAGAAGAAUAAAAACCACAACUUGUGCUGACUGUAACAUUUUAGAAGUAGUGCUUAGACUAAAGAUUUUGAACCUGUGGUCGGUGUCGUCUGGGAAUCGGUGAAUAUUUGUACUUUGUGUGAUUCAUUCCACAGACAUCUGGCUUCAUCUAGUUUCACACAUUAUUCAGGGUUUUUGAGUGUCUCUCUGGUCUGUUAUUCAACCUGAUCAUACUCCACCUAUAAUCAUCCAGUUUGUUACAGAGGAAGUGGAUAACCUCCCUGUCUGUAUUUAAACAUCACCUGUUAUUAUUUCUGGCAAAUGAAAGAAGAAUGGACUAAACCAGGAAUUCAUACCUUUUGACAUUUAUUUAUUGCUGUGGAUGAACUGACUUUGAUAGACAGACGUCAUCAAAAACACACAGGAAAAAGCAUUUUCAAUCACAAUCAUGUUUGUACCAGCAGUUUUUUAAAAUAAAUUCUCAGUACAGUGAA
Molecule: messenger RNA, 1573 nt
Organism: Acanthochromis polyacanthus (spiny chromis)
Lineage: Eukaryota; Metazoa; Chordata; Actinopteri; Pomacentridae
Gene: tslig2
Product: chromosome 14 C2orf49 homolog
Exons: 4
Coding region: 52-642 (196 amino acids)
Biological process (GO): embryonic morphogenesis
Cellular component (GO): tRNA-splicing ligase complex
Source: RefSeq, a predicted model, not a curated record